Messenger RNA from Pseudoliparis swirei, 2998 nucleotides. RefSeq names its product glycerophosphodiester phosphodiesterase domain containing 1 (gene gdpd1). Lineage: Eukaryota; Metazoa; Chordata; Actinopteri; Perciformes; Liparidae. The record is from RefSeq and is a predicted model, not a curated record. The coding region runs from base 28 to 1098 and encodes 356 amino acids. Gene Ontology annotation, biological process: glycerophospholipid catabolic process; N-acylethanolamine metabolic process. The transcript has 11 exons. Gene Ontology annotation, cellular component: endoplasmic reticulum membrane. Gene Ontology annotation, molecular function: phosphoric diester hydrolase activity; phosphatidylcholine lysophospholipase A1 activity.
UGCGCAUGCGCCUCCACUGAUCGGUGAAUGUUGUGCCAGGAGCCGGGAGGUGAGCGCUCGCUGCUCCGCGGGCUCGUCCCUCAAGGCUUCAUUCAGGUCCGUCGACCUCAAGAAAGAAAACAACAUUAUUUGAUAAACGGGGAGAUGAGCACCGCCCUGUACGUCCUGUCCACGGUGACGGGCUACCUGCUCACCUCCGCGCUGCUCAUGAAAUGCCCAAGUCUGCUGCACCGGAGGAAGAGGGAGGCGUUUCGCAGCCGGCACAUUUCCCACCGCGGCGGAGCCGGUGAGAACCUGGAGAACACCAUGGCCGCCUUCAGGCAUGCGGUGGACCUGGGCACCGACAUGCUGGAGCUGGACUGCCACCUGACGAAGGACGAGGAGGUCGUGGUGUCACAUGACGCCGGCCUGCAGAGGGCGGCCGGCGUCAGCGGCCACAUCGCCGACAUGCGCUACGCCGAGCUCCCUCCAUACCUCUGCAAGCUGGGCGUCACUUUUCAGAGAGAGUGUUUCUGUGAGGGAGGCGAGGACAAGCGCAUCCCUCUCCUCAGCGACGUGUUUGACGCGUUCCCCAACACGCCCGUCAACAUCGACAUCAAGGUCGACGACGACACGCUCAUCAAGAAGGUGUCGGAGCUGGUGGUGCGGUACCAGCGGGAGCACCUGACCGUCUGGGGCAAUGCCAACAACAAGAUCACCAAGAAGUGCCACCGGGAGAACCCUCGUAUCCCCGUGUUGUUCAGCCUGCCCAGGGUGCUGCAGCUGCUCGGUCUGUUCUACACCGGCCUGCUGCCCUUCGUCCCCCUCAAGGAGCAGUUCCUGGAGAUCCCCAUGCCCUCCAUCAUCAACAAACUCAGGGAUCCUGACAGACUAACCAGGAGUCAUCGACUCGUCGCCUGGAUGGCCGACACUUUGCUGAUGAGGAAAACUCUGUUUGAUCAUUUAACUGCCAGAGGAAUCCAGGUCUACAUCUGGGUCCUGAACGACGAGGAGGACUUCCAGAGGGCCUUCGACUUGGGGGCCACAGGAGUCAUGACUGACUUCCCCACCAGGCUGAAGGACUUCUUAGACAGGGAGGGUACGUCUGAGCCCCGGUGACCUUCCAACACCUACCUCAGGCCCUCAGGCCCCCAGCCCCCCCCCUCCCCUGGAAUGCAGACACCUCCACUGUAUUUCAGCCGCUCUGAGCUGCAGCGGCUGCAGGACCCGGAUGCUGUUGUGGUGACGAGCGCCUCACAUUGUAAUCCCAUUACAUCUCCUGAAGGACGCACAUCUGUUCCACAUGUCCAUCAGUUGUUCUCUUGGUUCCCUGACACACAAGAUCAGAGGGACAUGAAGGGAAAUAUAGACACACGAACACACACACACACACGACUAGGUAAACGAAGCACAAAGAAAUUUCAAGUCUAGCACCUUCUUCAUUGGAUCUAUGAAGUUGCCGUUGAAACGCAGCCUUGAAUGUCGUAUUUAAUUAAUGCCUUUUAAAUAGAAACUAAAUAAGUUUUAAAGAUUUUUUGAAAGCUUUAAAAUAAGAGAUAAAGCACAGGAGAUGCAGCUUUCCUUAUUAUUUCAGUCUGGAUGUCACUGAGCAACAACACUCAGCUCUGAGAUUUAAAAAACGAUUUCAUUGAACAUAUAAAACACUGACAUUAAUACCGGCGUGCAGACACGAGUUGAGCUGCUGAGCGUUCUGCCGUCUUUUACGAUGUUUAUUAUGUUUAUUAUGUUUAUGUCUCUUACACUUUCCUCUGAAUCAAAGGGAAUGGCUGCAGCUGUUUGUCCAUUAUUAAAUCUAAGGGAAGUAUUUUUGCACAAAAUGAAACUUUUUAGUUGUAUCAGUGAUGAUUUGCACUGUUUUCUACUCGGGUCAGAACUCCAUGUUUAAGAAAUAUGCUGAUUUUUGAAUGUAUGAGCUUUAAAUGAGUAUUGUAACUCCCGAUACUUAACCUGUCGGUGUGACGGUAUGGAGAUGUAAAUAUGAGGUUUAUCAUCCCGCUGAUGUUCUGUUGUCCAGACUCGAUGGUGAAUGUAGUUUUGGGUGAGUGUCUGUCGUUCUGUAUUUCAGUCACAACAGUUGGUUUUAUUGUCUUGAGUGUGUUGUUGGGCAUUAGUCACACAGGGAAAUCUGCACACUACUACAUCCAAAAUCAUUGAUCCACCAAUCAUAUUCAGAUCUGAAUGCAUUAGUGAUGUGUUGAUGUUGUUGCACUGAGCUGGUUUUGCAUGCCGAAAUUAAUUUGUUAUUCUUUGUGGGACUAAACGCCUUUUCCCUCAAGGACGAAGUUCUCUGAUUUGAUGAGAUUAUUGAAACAAAUAUACAUUUUUAUUCAUAUGAAUAAACAUAAAAAUGUUGUUAUAAAAUUGUUUUUGUAUUUGUAUAAUAUUAACAGCUUUAUAAUUAUGUGUUUCCCACCGUAAUGUAUAUGGAUCUGUGUGUAGUGACCGUAGACUGACAGUAGGGGGCGCUGUAGGCUGAAGGGAGUUAAGAGGUUUUCCCUGAAGCGGGAAACUUAAUGACGCUGCAAACGUUUAGUUCAUUAAAACAAUCCAAGCGACUCGUUUAACUCGGUCUUUAAAGAACCGGUGAGCUCCUCGCGCCAUAAAGCGAGUCGUUUUACAUUUAUGGAGAAUUCAGCUAUAAAAAUAAAAAGUCCAGUAAUAUAAUUGGUCACGAGCUUCCUCCCUCCAGCCCCUCGACCAAUAAACUCAGUGUUGCUGUGCGCUAUCUGUUUGCUGAUUGGCUGAUACAGCUGUCAGCUGGUUAUCAAGUCCACCGCCAGUGAGACGUUUGCCAAAGAUCGUUUAUUCCACCGUCAAGAUGGUUCCCUCCUCCGGAAUGUCUGCGACUGCGCUGUCGUGUUACGGGAAAAGAGUUUUUACUAAGUUCCAGCGACCAAUUGAAGGUCUCACCGUUUAGUGAGUGAGUUCUGAUGGUCUUCGAUCUUCUGUAUGUUUGCACAUAUGGAAAAUUGACAAAUAAAACUGACUUUGACUUUGA